This is a messenger RNA of Aspergillus wentii DTO 134E9, 1922 nucleotides long. Its product is annotated as putative disulfide isomerase. Lineage: Eukaryota; Fungi; Ascomycota; Eurotiomycetes; Eurotiales; Aspergillaceae. Gene Ontology annotation, molecular function: protein disulfide isomerase activity; protein-disulfide reductase activity. Gene Ontology annotation, cellular component: endoplasmic reticulum lumen. The record is from RefSeq and is a predicted model, not a curated record. Bases 204 to 1577 code for a protein of 457 amino acids. The transcript is spliced from 3 exons. Gene Ontology annotation, biological process: response to endoplasmic reticulum stress.
GGGUUUCCGAAAGACUCGGGUUGCAUCAUUUUGCGUUGGCGGCGUUUGUUUGGAGCUUCCCCAGUCACAUGCCAAGAGCUUCAGGACACCUUGCUUCAAGCUGUCCAACGUGGUCUUUUUUGGUCGGUCUCUAGCGUAACAGUGUACAUCUAGCAUCUCGCCUUCUGCUUUAUGUUUUCAUACUUUGAAUAUCGCAUUCAUUCAUGAUGAUGCAACCAAGCUCUGCCUUUUUGCUCGUCGCGUCGCUUCUGGCGGCUCUCCCAGUCAAUGCUGAUGGGAUUUAUACUAAGAAAUCUCCUGUGUUGCAGGUGACACAGAAGAAUUACGACCAGCUCAUCGCCAAUUCCAAUCAUACGUCGAUUGUAGAAUUUUACGCCCCCUGGUGCGGUCAUUGCCAGAACUUGAAACCCGCUUAUGAAAAGGCCGCGACCUCGUUGGAUGGACUGGCCAAGGUUGCAGCGGUCAAUUGCGACGAGGAUGAGAACAAACCUUUGUGUGGUCGGAUGGGUGUGCAGGGUUUCCCAACCCUCAAGAUUGUGGUACCCUCCAAGAAACCCGGUAGCCCCCGAGUAGAGGACUACCAUGGCGCACGGAGUGCCAAAGCUAUUGUCGACGGGGUAAUGGGCAAGAUCCCAAACCAUGUGAAGAGAGUUACGGAUAAGGACUUGGACCAGUGGCUUUCCCAGGACAAGGAGACUCCCAGAGCCCUUCUCUUUACUGAAAAGGGGACGACCAGUGCUCUUCUUCGGUCUCUCGCCAUCGACUUCCUUGGUUCAGUCAAGGUAGGCCAGAUCCGCAACAAGGAGUCCGAAGCAGUAGAGAAGUUCGGCAUCACGGAAUUCCCGUCCCUCGUUCUUCUUCCCGGAGGCGAGAAGGAGCCCAUUGUCUAUGAUGGCGAGUUCAAGAAGAAUGCGAUCAUCGAAUUCCUCGGUCAAGUUGCCACACCUAACCCAGACCCCGCUCCUGUAAAGCCCAAGGCCAAAUCCUCCAAAUCCUCUAAGGCCUCCAAACCGUCAUCUACAGCCCCCGCGGCCGAUGAUGCAGAGGAAGCGAAGUCGACCGAGUCUCCCCAGGACGAUGUCAAAGAAUCGAAACGCGCACAGGCCCCUCCGAUCGAUACCCUUUCUACCAUCGAGGCCCUCGAGACGGCCUGCCUAGCUCCCAAGUCAAGCACAUGCGUUCUGGCGCUCCUCCCCGAAUCUAAGGAAGCGGACGCAGAGCAGCCUGAACCCGUCAAGGAAGCACUGACCAGCAUGUCCGACAUCGUGCACAAGUACAGUCAGCGCCAGCACAAGCUUUUCCCCUUCUACAGCGUCCCUACUACCAACUCUGGAGCCAAAACUCUGCGGACUAAACUCGGUGUGUCGGAGGACGGUGAGUCGAUUGAGAUUAUCGCCCUGAAUGGUCGCAGAGGCUGGUGGAGAAGAUAUGAAGCCGUGGAUGGCAAAUUCGGAGUCGACGCAGUCGAGGCCUGGGUUGAUGCCAUUCGAUUGGGCGAAGGGGCCAAGAACAAGUUGCCUGAGGGCGUUGUCGCCACCAAAGAAGAGAAGGAAGGGAGUGGACAUGAUGAGUUGUAAGAUUUAUUAUUAGCUUCCGAAGAGGUGUUAGUAUUCUGCAUCAAAACAUACACCUGUCUCCUAUUGAGUCAGGCUUUAAUAAAAAUGCCGUCUGCAAAUUGAAAAUCAAGGCAGAUAAUACAAAAAAAUACAAUCUAGUAUCUAUUCAAAACUUUUUGUCUUAAAUACCUAAUUGGUACCAGCUUGUUUAUAUACAAAGCAAAAAUUUGCAAAAAGAAAUCCCUUAAGCAAAACCAGGCUUCAUUAGACACUGGCCAUAAAAAAAGUAACACGAACUCAUUACUGCCAAUUAAAACACCGUAAUCUCAUGCAUGGUAAGUAGGCCUCGGACUUAAGGGGAUUUUG